AUGUCGCAUCACUGUGAAGACGAACAUUUUGAUCAUGGUCAUGGCCAUGGUCAUGACCACACCGCACCAAUUCCAACGAAUCCAAACCAGUCAUUAUUCACAAAGAUAGACACCUCCAAAGUGAGAUGUUUAAAUGCCGUGGCUCGAGGCGUGCCUGCACAUACAGAAUUGUUCAGAGUGUUUCUAAAGGAUCAGGAUGAAAAGUUCAACUGUUCCCGGUAUUUGGAAAGUGAUGCAGACUGUCAGUUAGUCGUCCACAUACCCUUUGUUGGGAAUUGUAAACUGUUUUCCGUAAUUUUAAGAACAAGCGAUUCUGACGAUGGCUUAAGUUCACCUAAAACUAUCAAACUUUUCAAGAAUUACAAUAGAAGUAUUGAUUUUGACACUCUGGGAUCUUCCAAGGCGGAUUUGGCCAUUCAACAUCCCAAUAACGUUGGUGUUACAGAUUCGGGCGUAAAUGAAGAUGAAAAUACCUUUGUGGAACACUAUCUGCCACGUAGACUCUUCCAGAACUGUUCUUCCUUGACCUUAUUCUUGGAAGAUAAUUGGACAGGUGAUGAAGACGAUCUUUGUCGGUUGUACUAUUUGGAGAUUCGUGGUGAAUUUACAGGUAAAAUUGCACCACAUGGAGGUGCUCCUAUGACCACAGUGUACGAGUCCGCACCUAAUCCAGUAGAUCACCAGAAAUUAGAAUCAGAAAUGGAUGAAGUAGAGAUGGGCUUGUAG
This is a messenger RNA of Zygosaccharomyces rouxii, 726 nucleotides long. Its product is annotated as PITH domain-containing protein. The record is from RefSeq and is a predicted model, not a curated record. Gene Ontology annotation, cellular component: nucleus. Lineage: Eukaryota; Fungi; Ascomycota; Saccharomycetes; Saccharomycetales; Saccharomycetaceae. Bases 1 to 726 code for a protein of 241 amino acids. The transcript has a single exon.